This is a messenger RNA of Fusarium redolens, 1476 nucleotides long. RefSeq lists its product as uncharacterized. Bases 1 to 1476 code for a protein of 491 amino acids. The transcript has 3 exons. The record is from RefSeq and is a predicted model, not a curated record. NCBI's taxonomy places the organism in Eukaryota, Fungi, Ascomycota, Sordariomycetes, Hypocreales, Nectriaceae.
AUGUCGCUCAAGGAUAGGAUCUCGUCACCCCUCGAGGCUGGUACCUCAAUCCUCGACGCUCAUCACCUGCCACCUCAUCUGGCACCGGCUCUCGAGCAUGUAUCUUCGCGUCUGGCUCGCAAGUCACAACAUAUUACGCUUGUUGUAGCCCGUCGGGAUUAUCAACUUCCUUCUGUUGUGCCUCCCAAGGGUCUGUUGACUCCGACGACUCCUUCACCACUGUCUCCUGGUCUUCGCUUGAACCUCUCUCAGGGCCCUGUUUCCAGGCUAAAAUCACUCGUAAGAACUGGUUCUUCAACAUCCCUGCGGUCGAUGAAUUCUCCACGGAGUGCUUUGUCUUCGCCCGGUCAGGUCCCUCCGCUUGAAGUAUCCAGCCCUCGAUUCAGAUGGCCUCUUUCACCAUCCACGCCAAUGUCUCCUCCUCCCAUGACACCUUGUACCGCAUCAUCGACGACCACAGACACCAUGAGCUCUAUGAUGAACGCAUCAUCAGGCUUCGGUAUGCGACUUAUCCACACCAACGAGCUCCACCCUAGGUCCGAAAAGAUCCUCAACUCAAUUCUGACCAAGACGGAGAAGAAGUUCGCGAUAGGCACCGAGUGGCUCUCACCUGCUGUCAGAGCUUCCUCAUGCGGGCUCACGAACCAGCUCAUCCAUAGCUCCAUCAUCCAGAACGAGGUCCUUUUCUGCUCCGAAGGCCUCACAGUUCUAUCACUUGACAGACUGUACAGUCUCAAGAGUGCCUUGUCCAGCUAUUCCAAAACGAAAUCCCACCUCCGUCUCGAAGACGCCGUUGACGAACUCCGACGUAUCAUGCUGGCAACGAAUGGUGCAAAGGUUUCAAAAACUGCCAUCCUCCGAUCGUAUGACUGGCUGAGUGUGUCUAAUUGGGCACUUGUGGACCUUGAUCGCAUGUAUAGGCGAGCAUAUGGAGGACCAGAACAAUAUGGUGGUAUCUCAGGUCUUACUAGCUUCGCUGAGCCAGCCAUCAAACCUAUUAGCGACUCACAAGAGCGAUACAAGGAAGAAGAGGCUGAGGAGGCGACAAUAGGCAUUGCUGUCUCCAAGGGAAAAACACCAUCGCCAAAACCUCUGCUUAAACUUCAGACAAAUUUCACUCCGGGGCCCAUCCUCAAACCGAAACCCAAGAAAAUAGAAGUCCCAGCUCCAGCCGAAGCGGGAGAUGAGGAAGACGGCGAUCGCACAGCACGACCAACAGAUCAACUGUACUUCACAAUGCAACAAUGGGAGCCACCUUCGACGAUAGAUCAAAUCUUAACCGCCGGUCCCAUCAAUCGAAGCGCUUUCAGCCCCCUCACACCAACGCCCAUUAUGAGUCCAGCAUCACCAAGAUUUGGGCCGUUAACACCACAUGACUAUGACGAUAUAUCACCCACCACGAGAGGAGAAUGGGGCUUCAUGAUGGCAGACAAUGCCUUCCAGAGUGGUCGCAAGGCCGGAGUUGAGAUUUUUUGA